This is a messenger RNA of Gallus gallus (chicken), 1835 nucleotides long. It is a transcript of the gene ARL1, whose product is annotated as ADP ribosylation factor like GTPase 1. Gene Ontology annotation, cellular component: cytoplasm; Golgi apparatus. The transcript has 6 exons. The record is from RefSeq and is marked validated. Lineage: Eukaryota; Metazoa; Chordata; Aves; Galliformes; Phasianidae. Gene Ontology annotation, molecular function: GTP binding; GTPase activity. The coding region runs from base 361 to 1056 and encodes 231 amino acids. Gene Ontology annotation, biological process: vesicle-mediated transport; intracellular protein transport.
ACUCGCCGCGGCGUGCGACGUGGAGCUGCGGGCGGGCGAGCAGCGGCGCUGACAGGAGUGGCAGGGCGGGCAGGGCCCGGCGCAGCGGCUCGACAUGGGUAAGGGCGGCGGGGUAGGAGUGCGCGGUGGGCCGGGUUGUGCUCGUGGUGCGGAGCGGCAAGGGAGGCGGAAGACCCUGGAUGUAGCGCUUGGGCGAUUUGUGCGAGUCUAACCUACGGACGUGGGGUUAGAGCAGUGGUUUCGUGUGGCAGAAUCCCGUGAGGGUGUACGGAGCGCGGGAGGUGCGUGGCGGUGAGCUGUGCAGCCCCGCGCUUGGGGCCUUUCUGCCGAUGGCCCUCACGGCGCGGGUCCGCGACGGCGAUGUGUGGUUGGCAGCGUGACUGGCUGAGCACCCGCAGCACUGCGCUUCGUUUUAAGGAAGGAGAAGCGGGUGGUCCCGGGAGAGACCGUACGCCUCAGGAGGAGUCCUUUCUUGCACCGCAGUGUCCUUGUGUGGUGGUCUCUGGUAGACGAGGGGGCUUUUUCUCCACCAUCUUUUCCAGCUUGUUUGGAACUCGAGAGAUGAGGAUUCUCAUCCUGGGGCUGGAUGGAGCCGGAAAAACAACCAUCCUGUACAGGUUACAGGUUGGAGAAGUUGUUACCACCAUUCCAACAAUUGGCUUCAAUGUUGAAACAGUGACAUACAAGAAUCUGAAAUUUCAAGUUUGGGACCUGGGAGGACAGACAAGCAUAAGGCCAUACUGGCGGUGUUACUAUUCCAAUACAGAUGCAGUCAUUUAUGUAGUAGACAGCUGUGAUCGAGACAGAAUUGGCACUUCAAAAUCAGAGCUUGUUGCUAUGCUGGAGGAAGAAGAAUUGAAGAAAGCCAUUUUGGUGGUGUUUGCAAAUAAGCAGGACAUGGAACAGGCCAUGACUCCCACAGAAAUGGCCAACGCACUGGGCUUACCAGCACUGAAGGACAGGAAAUGGCAGAUAUUCAAAACCUCUGCAACUAAAGGCACUGGGCUCGAUGAAGCCAUGGAGUGGUUGGUGGAAGCCUUGAAGAGUAGGCAGUGAUACAGAGCUGACAAUUGCAAAGAAGUUUCAACUACGUCCAGCAUCCCUCUUUCUGCAGUCAAGUAUGGUCAGGCCCACACAAGUACUUGUAAAUAGGGCAGGUUUGCAUUUGAGUCAUGUAACGUGGAUGCCUCUCUUCAGAUAGAAAACUGAACCAAGUGGAUGUCUGUGUACAUUAUGAUCUUCAUUUCCUUUCUUUGUGUUUAAAGAUGUGCUUAAUAAUUUGUAUGAAGGUUUUUCUGGAAGGCAAAGGGAUUUUUAUAUAUAUUUUUUUCUUUUUCCAUUCACUGGGUAGUUUGAAGUUGGUGUGGUUACUCUAUUUGUGUAAUUAAAACACUAAUAAAAUCCGCAAUGAUCAGCUGUACUGAAGGUGCGUUGCUUGCUUGCAGGAGCAGGAGUUGAGUUCAGCUGCAGCCAGUUCUAACAGACACAUGGCUGAACAUUGCAGGAGGUUUCCUUAAGCUGAUCUUGUUAUGCUUCAACCGAGAUAAUACCGUACCUGUUAACAUAGCAUUGCUUUUUCUGUUUCUUCAGUAGCUGCCUGCUGCCCUGAUGUGGCACAGCUGUAACUUAAUUCCCCCCUUUCCUGAGCUGUUCUUUCUCUACUCUGUGCUUAGCUGCAUGAGUCAGCUUUCUCCCUCCAGCUGUGGAAGCUGAAAGACAAAUCAAGGUCAAUGCAGUCUGUUUUCUCCAGAAGGUAGGAAGGGCACAGGCAGGAAUGCAGCCAUCAUAUAACCCAUCUUUUAAACACUCAUGAAGUAAAAUUCAGUGUAAAAAAA